AAAUAAAAAGAUGCUUCUAGGCGCACCGUUACAGGGCUAAAGCAGUAAUUUAACAUAGAUGAGGUGGACUUAUUCUAGAAGCUCGGAGAAAAUCCCCUCUGCUACCGAAAUUCUUCUAUUCUCUGGGCUAUACCCUUCUGUUACCCGGAUCCCCCUUGUCACUAUGGGCUGGCGCUGUCCAAGGGCUUCUUCCAGCUAUCCCCUCUAACAUGCCCAUAACAGAAAGGUGAGAGAUUCCGUUCACGGGCAACAGAAACUUGGUAGGGAUUGAAACAAAAAGAUAAAAUGUGAUUGGCUGAUUGCCAAAAAGAGGGUGUAGGUGAAGAAAACAAGAUAUAAGAAAAGAAAAGAAAAGAGAAGCAGUAAUGGCAAUAUUCAGAUUUAUCCUGUUAUUGUGGCGCAGUAGAAUUUCAAGGAUUCGAGGUUUGCAAGCCUGGGUAUUUUCUCUGCAGCCAGGCGUUCGUUUUCGAUACAGGCUUUGUUCAUACCCUACCAGCUUCAGCUUCAGCUUCGUUUUUUUUGCCGUUGUAUAUGGUCUCCGGCAUAUAUAGCCGUAUGUGAAGACUGAAGAGUCUCUCUCUUUCCACGGGGGAUUUGUCUGUCUAGACCAGGGUUUUUCUGUACAGAUUUCGUUCCUGAUCCUGCCGUGUAUAUGGUCCUCUGAUUAAGGUCUACUAAAAGGUGGGGUUUGACGAGCACGGCGCAUGCGGCUCGCUCAUGGAAACGAUGCCCAGACUGCUUCUGGAAGACUGGAAGUCCGAUGGUGGUCGACGGCGACCCCUACUGCCUCCCCCUCUUGGAAGUUGGAAGAGGAAGCUAGGGCACCCGCUUGGACCGUCCAAGACUCCAAAAUUAAUUGAUUACGUAAUACGUCAUUAUGUGUGCACCCAAUUGGCAGAGGCCACGGAAAAGCGGUGGAUCUCUGUUGCAGCUUUAAAAAACUCAACGCUCAAGCCUGCAGUGAAUUCCAGCUGUAAUUAAUAUGAUCAGUCUCCUUGGUUUUCAACUCAUUCGCUUGUCCAUUAGAUCAAGGACUGGAGCUACUACAGCCAGGUGGACUGGUUUAAGAUAUAUUUGUAGUGAGCCAUGGAUGGGGCGGGGUUUUAAUCUGCUACUUGGGCCUCCAGAAGUCCCUCGUUCCACAUUUACUGUGAAUUCAUAUCCAGAUGAUACCCAAGAUCUAGAUGAUAUCCAAGAUCCAGAUGAUACCAAAACCAUCCGUGAUAUACUUAAUGAAUGGUUCCUGGACCAGCGCGCUCUUCGACAAAAAAAUUUGUGCCUUACUUUUUGGAGAAGGUAUAUUUUUUUUAAGCAUAUCGAAUAUACUCCGACCAAGAAAGAUACACCAGAUGUUGUGCAAGGCUUUUUGGAGGAUUCCUGGCAUGGCUGUCCCCAAACCACUCUCAAACUCAUUUGCCUCUUAAGGGGCACUGGUCGUUUUAGCAAAGAAAGCAGAGAGGAUUUCUACACAGCAGCUAUAUGGCUCCACCGAUACCACCCUGAAACAUUAGCAUACAACGUGGUGGCAUUUUCCAAAUUCGGGUGUUUAAAGGACUUGCUGGAAAUUCUCCACCGGAUUCUCAAUGGGCCACAAGUUCGGCACAAUCAAAUUAUGGAGAGGGAUAGGGUUAUGAAAGACAGACAGAGAAGAUUUACGGCAAAGAGAAUAAUGCAAAGACACCUACUCCAUGUAUUGAUGCUGAAGAAAAUGAAUUCUAAAGAAAUACAGAUAAGGAUGAGAGAGCAAGAAAAGAGAAUGAAGUCUAAAGUAAUGCAGAAAAUAAGGGUCAUACAUUUGAGAAAUGAGAAAAGAAUUAUGAUGUCAAAGAAUGAGAAAAGAAUUAUGAUGGCAAAGAAGGUCACUGAGAGUUACAACUACGAUCCAAAAUACCGUUUCUUACACGACCAGAUUUCCAAUCUUUUUGCAAAGCUACUUAAGGCCGACCUUGAGUACUUGAUUUCUGGGCAGCUAACAAAAAUCAGUUUGGCUUCAAAAUGGUGCCCUUCUCUUGACUCAUCUUAUGAUCAUUCAACUUUACUUUGUGAGAGUGUUGCAAGGAAACUUUUUCCACGUGAAUCUUGUCCUGAAUACAGAGGGCUGGAUGAGUCCCAUUAUAUUUACAGAGUUCGAAAUCGAUUGCGGAAAGAAGUUUUGGUCCCACUUCGUAGAGCCCUAGAGUUGCCAGAAAUUUACAUGAGUGCGGAGCAGUGGAACUUGGUUCGAUAUGAUCGGAUUGCAUCUAAUGCCAUGAGAACUUACAAGGGAUUGUUUUAUAAACAUGAUCGCGAUGGGUUUUUGCAACACCUUCAGAAUGUGCAGUGCCCUAAAAUGCCAAAAACCACUACCAAAGAAUUGCUCCCUGAUGAGAUAUUAAGUCUCUUAUUAGGUUGUGAUAGUGGUCAUGAAGUUGCUGACUUGCAAUGGAAAAGAAUGAUAGAUGCCUACUCGAGCAAAGGAAAGUUUGUAAACUGCAUUUCUAUCAUUGAUGCUUCCCUAGUUCAUGGGGGAUAUAAAUGUACGGAAAGAUUCUGCCUCGCAUUUGCAUUGAUGACAUCUGAACUCUGUGCAAGCCCAUGGAGGGGAAAGGUCUUGACAUACUGUACUAUUAAUAAUCAUGAGUUUGUGAACAUUGAAGGAGAUGAUCUUGGAUCAAGGAUAAGUUUUUUGAGAUGUCUACCAAUGUGUGAUUACCCGGAGCUCAUACGGUUGUUGGAUAAAAUUUUGGAAACUGCAAAAGAUUUGAAGUUGAGUAAGGAGAAUAUGAUUGAAAGAAUUUUCGUGUUUGAUCAUUGUGUCCCUCAUCGUUGUUUUAUCGGUUGGCGGGAGAAUUAUGGGGAAAUGCGUGAAAAGUAUGAAAGGAAUGGGUACGUGAUGCCAAAGAUUGUGUACUGGUAUAAUCACGCAUGGGAUGCAUCGAUAGAACCGUGUGAAGUCUCCGACGGUGGCAUAACAGGAAUAAUAGCAUCAGAAGCAAAUUUUAGAAAUUUCGUCGAGACCAACGGGACCUUGAGUCCAAUGGCUGUGAUGGAAAUGAAGAUAUCCAGUGAAGAUUACUUGAAACUUGUGGUGCGUGAUUAGGUUUUAUAUUCUUCAAGUUUUUGCUAUUUUCUCUGGUAAACUUUCACCUUAAUUAAGGGUAUGAUUAUGUUAGUGUGUAGUUAAUAAGUAUCGUUAAUGGUUUA
Messenger RNA from Alnus glutinosa, 3183 nucleotides. RefSeq lists its product as uncharacterized. The coding region runs from base 983 to 3079 and encodes 698 amino acids. The record is from RefSeq and is a predicted model, not a curated record. The transcript is spliced from 4 exons. Lineage: Eukaryota; Viridiplantae; Streptophyta; Magnoliopsida; Fagales; Betulaceae.